Molecule: messenger RNA, 4774 nt
Organism: Periophthalmus magnuspinnatus
Lineage: Eukaryota; Metazoa; Chordata; Actinopteri; Gobiiformes; Gobiidae
Product: transmembrane protein 79-like
Exons: 5
Coding region: 134-997 (287 amino acids)
Biological process (GO): regulated exocytosis
Cellular component (GO): lysosomal membrane; trans-Golgi network membrane
Source: RefSeq, a predicted model, not a curated record
GGUCCACGGUGAACCCGGACAGGUGUAGACAGGUGUAGACAGGUGUAGACAGGUGUAGACAGGUGUAGACAGGUGUAGACAGGUGUAGACAGGUGUAGACAGGUGUAGACAGGGGCGUCCGAAGCAGAAACAGAUGUCUGAGUUGAAGCCUCCAGAGGCCGGCAGCUGGACUGAGAGCCAGAUGAUGAUGAUGGAGGGCGGGGCCUGGCAGGAGAACACACUGCCUGUGAGUGCAGCUCAGGUGUUCAGCCCCGCCUCCACCAGCAUCAAAGAAUCAUGGGAAAUGGAGGCUGAAAAGAGGCCCUUCCUCCAGCAGCACUUUGUCCAAGAGGAGUGGCCCGAAGAGAAGCCACCUCGAGGGCGGUGCUGCAGUGAGCGCGUGGUCCUCAAGAUGGCGGUGUCCUUGGGCACAGCGGCUCUGUUUUUCCCCUUCCUGCUGUGGGGCGGAUACGUCUUUCUCCCCUUUGACGCGCCGGUGAUGGACAGCGCCCCCCUCAGGCUGGUCUACACUCUGCGCUGCUGUGUCUUUGCUUCACUGCCUAUAGCACUGGGGUACCUGGUCCUGGGCGUGUCGCGGUUCCGCUCUGGUGAAGUGCAGUCUCUGUGUGAAACUGAGGGGUGUGGCUCCGUAGGGCUGAAGAGAACAGGGAUUAAUGAUGUCAGCGUACACCGCGGCUUUGUGUCUGACUCCACUCACCUGUUCCUGCUCUACUUCCUGCAGCUCGCCGUCAUGGCGACCUACCUGAGCCAGGACCAGCUCAAACUGGUGCCGCUGCUCACGCUGCUCUUCUGCCUCGGACGGCUGGUGUACUGGGUGGCUGCAAUGUUCCAGAGCAGUAUCCGCGCCUUCGGGUUUGGGUUGUCCUUUCUUCCAUCCCUCGCCAUGAUUGCAGCCAAUCUGUACUUCCUGGUUACCAUGGAGAUGAGUGGCGGUGCUUUCAGCCCACCUCAAAAAGAGCAGGCCCCGCCUCAAGGACGCCAGCGCUUCUGGGGCUGAGCGGUGGACCAGGACUUAACCCCGAACUGUGCCAUUAAAAUCCCAACAGCUCAGGAUAUGGCCAUAACAAUAUUUAGUUUUUGUGAUGUUUUUCUAUGAUUCAGUGAUUUUGGUAAAGAUGCUGCUUCAGUUUGACACAGUUUCCUCUGUAGGAAUCUGGUCUGUGCAUGCAACAACUUUAUGAAUCAUGUAUUUUAACCAUUAUUUCACAGUGAAAAUGCUGUGUGUCCUACAGACUCCACUGUUAGACUGAAUCAGACUCAAUGUGUGCACAUAUGACUAAACUCUGUCCUCAAAUGAUCUGCGAUAAAUUACAUCAAAAUAUAUUAUUAUUUUAAGAGCUGACACUACAGGCAAACCUUUUUUUCAAUUUUUAUUUUGUAUUUUCUUUGGGUUAGUUUGGUCUCUUGGCACACAAGCUGCAUGUGGAACAAAAUGGUCCAAAUCUGCAGCGAAAGAUGUUUUAUUUAAUUGAUUACAAUCUGCAGCCAUAGAGUCAUAAGAAACACGGUGCAUUUCCCCCAUAGGGACAUAAAGAUCAGCUCUUUAAGUAGCACCUCCACACACCAAACACUACAGUCUUGUACUUUACCAGAUUUUGAUCAUUUUGUUUACCUAAUUCCAGCCUGACUUAUUGCACGUCUUUUGUAAGAUCUAGUUUACUCAGAUACUUAAUCAGAUCCAAAAUCCCCUCUAUGUUUUAGUAUCUAAUAUGUCAACAAAAAGAAGCAAAAAAUAAUUCACCUUUUUGAGAUUCAUGUCCCAAAAAUUCUAAAUUUGUGUCAUUUUUAUGAAUAAAAUGCCUUUUUUAUGUGAAAACAUUCCAUGAUAAAAACAAACUUAUAAUAUAUUUUUUUCUUAGAUUUAUAUAAGUAAACUUUCAAAUUGAUAUCUCUAAGACACACUGCAGGACGGUGGGAAAAAAAAUUAUAUUUAAAGAGUUGAGUUUAUUCACACUGAAGUGGGAGCACAUUGUGGAGCCUGAUGAUCGUUUGAUCAGCCUAUGCAGAGUCACUGUGCAGGAGCUCUGUGAGGUUCCUCCUCAUGAAGACCUCUGCUCACCCAAAACAACACAAACCUGCUCUGUGGAACGGCUGCACAGUGCAACGCACUUAGAAAUACAACAAUAUAUGGUACAUGUUUUCUACUUUCUACAUGUUAUAUACUGUACAUGUUUUAUAUUCUAAUCCUCAGAGUAAGCGCUGCAAACCCCUGGCCUUCUCACAAUGAGCUUUUAGUCCUACUUUCUUUGAAAUUCCUUAAUCAAAACUAUUAUGAUCUGACCUCUGACCCAAACUACACUUGCACUUUUUAAACAGAAAUGUACCAGGAAACGCUAUUUUAAUAUAUAAAAAGAUAAACCCUCAACUCACGGCCUAACCCACACCUUACAUUCUCCUGUCUACUGGUGCCACAUAUAAAUCCUUAAACUUGUUUGCAUUUUUUAAUUUAAGUAACAUAGUCACCGUUUGUCUGUUAGUUGGAGAAGUUUUUUUUGUUUUUUGCUUUUAAAAUGGAUAGGACAUAUAUAUGAUAAUAUAAUAUAUAUAAAGAAAUGCUUGGAUGUGCACAUUUAUUGUUUAGUACCUUGUGAAAUAAUAUGCUGCCUAAAGUUUAUACACUGUGAUUGUACACAUCAGAAAUAGACCAAACUGUGAAUGUGUUUUUAAUUGUGUUUUGUGAAAUCCUAUAAAAACAAUCAUUCUGUUUAUAGAGGGGCCAUUAUGUUUUGUACCUUGAAUCAAAGAUUUUUUGAAUUUGAUAAGAUUUGUCCAAUGCUCCGCCCACAAGCCUUUGUCACCCAUGCUCCCACAUGACAAUUCUCCAUAAAUAUACAAACACAUGAUGCACAUUUAAGCACUACCAGCUUGUAGCAUCAUGUUUUUGAGUAUCCAGUCCCCCAAACCAAUCAUCUAUUCCCAUACUCCCCCCAUAUGAGAAGAAUGGGGUGGUUUGAAGAGCUAGGUACACUUCUGAUCCUGGAGAAAGUGCAACAUUUUGUCCUUUUCUGAUGUGUUUGCAGUCAUUUUCUUGUGGGCACCGAAGAAGUUAGUGCCACAGUCUGAGCACAGCUGUUUGCUGGACCUCAAAAGGCAAAGAAACGUCUCAGUGUAUUAAUGAAACUUGAAGAGCUCAUCUCCACUACUUCAGUGUGGACGGCCCUUGUGCAUAAACAUGUGAAUAGAAUUGCCCACCAUUGACUGUUGGCUUGUCCCCCUCUUGUUCAACUUGUGGUUACCUCCCAUGGGCCAAACAUGUUCCUACAUAAGAAAACGGGGGCUCUACUUGAAGUCUCUCUACAGGCAAGUCGCUCAUCAAUUGCUCCUCAAAUUUCCCUCAGUUUUUUUACUUCCAUCCAUCCAUCCAUCCAUUUUCUUCCACUUAUCUGGGGCCAGGUCGCGGGGGCAGCAGUCUAAGGAGGGACUCCCAGACUUCCCUCACCCCAGACACGUCCUCCAGCUCCUCUGGUGGGAUCCCAAGGCGUUCCCAGGCCAGCCGAGAGAUAUAGUCCCUCCAGCAUGUCCUGGGUCCUCCCCGGAGCCUCCUCCUGGUGCGACAUGCCCAGAACACCUCCCUAGGGAGGCGUCCAGGAGGCAUCCUGAGCAGAUGCCCGAGCCACCUCAACUGGCACCCUAUCCCUAAGGGUGCACCCAGCCACACUGCGGAGGAAACCCAUUUCAGCCGCUUCUAUCCGGGAUCUUGUCCUUUUGGUCAUUACCCAGAGCUCAUGACCAUAGGUGAGGGUAGGAACGUAGAUUGACCGGUAAAUCGAGAGCUUUGCCUUUGGACUCAGCUCUUUCUUCACCAGAACGGACCGAUACAGCGACCGCAUCACUGCAGAUGCUGCACCGAUCCGCCUGUCAAUCUCACGCUCCAUCCUUCCCUCACUCGUGAACAAGACCCCGAGAUACUUGAACUCCUCCACUUGGAGCAGAGACUCUCCACCCACCCGGAGAGGGCAAACCACCUUUUUCCGGUCGAGAACCAUGGCCUCGGAUUUGGAAGAGCUGAUUCUCAUCCCAGUCGUUCCACACUCGGCUGCAAACCGCCCCAGUGCUGCAGGUCCUGGGUCGAAGAAGCAUCAGGACAACAUCAUCUGCAAACAGCAGAGAUGAAAUCCUGUGGUUCCCGAACCAGGCCCCCUCCGGUCCCUGGCUGCGCUUUUCUUACUUGUCACAUUUUUUUAAAUUUUUUUAUGACUACUGUGAAAGCAGAGGCCGCACGUUUUAAAACAGUGUUUACACAAAACAUGGGAGACAAAAGACACAGAUGAGACGAGGAGUUUCCAGACCCGUUUCCAUUUUAAUGACCAUUUACCAUUAGAACAACAGUAACAAUAAUGAUAAACAUAGAAAUGGGACUUGUAAACAACAAUCUCAGGAUAAUCUUAUUUUUUAUUUUUACCAGGCAAAAUAUUAAGAACAAAUUCUAAUUUACAAUGUUGUCUUUUUAUUAUUUAAGUUCGGGAUAGGUUAAAUGCAUUAUAAGCUGUAGAGUGUGACAAACAUGAUGCUAACUUGAUGCACCUUGAUUUUAUAAGUGUACAUGGUAAAAUACACAAACACAUGAACCGUUAAUGCAUUUACGUUACUUAUUAAAAAUGUGUUUUAAUGAAACCUUUUAUCAUCUAAGAAAAUGGACUCCUUUUAGCAAGUAGUUCCUAUGGUCAGGAUAAUGCAUAAUGUAAUGCAUCUAGUGCAAUGCCCAAAUAAACCAAACCAAAUUAAGACACAAUUCAACCUGUGUCAGAGACAAGAGGGGACACAUCCCUGUGAA